CCUGGUCCGCCCCGUCUGAGGCGGGACCCUCCAGAAAACUCCAAGCCGCGCCGGGUCUUGAGCUCCACUCGCCACUGCACCCCCUGACGUGAGAGCGCUCUCAUCCAGCCCGCUUGGACGCCCUUCACCGUCACCACAGCUGCUCAGAAUGGCCAACAGGGGACCUUCUUACGGCCUGAGCCGAGAGGUGCAGCAGAAGAUCGAGAAGCAGUACGACACGGAUCUGGAGCAGAUCCUGAUCCAGUGGAUCACCACUCAGUGCCGCAAGGACGUGGGCCAGCCCCAGCCUGGGCGAGAGAACUUCCAGAACUGGCUCAAGGACGGCACGGUGCUGUGUGAGCUCAUUAAUUCACUAUAUCCUGAGGGGCAGGCCCCAGUAAAGAAGAUCCAGGCCUCUACAAUGGCCUUCAAGCAGAUGGAGCAGAUCUCUCAGUUCCUGCAGGCAGCUGAGCGCUACGGCAUUAAUACCACGGACAUCUUCCAGACUGUGGAUCUCUGGGAAGGAAAGAACAUGGCUUGUGUGCAGCGGACACUAAUGAACCUGGGUGGGCUGGCAGUAGCCAGGGACGAUGGGCUCUUCUCUGGGGAUCCCAACUGGUUUCCUAAAAAAUCCAAGGAGAACCCUCGGAACUUCUCAGACAACCAGUUGCAAGAGGGCAAGAAUGUGAUUGGGUUGCAGAUGGGCACCAACCGUGGAGCAUCUCAAGCUGGUAUGACUGGCUAUGGGAUGCCACGGCAGAUUCUCUGAUCACACCCCCUUCAUCCCCCACCCUCCACGAAUGGUUAAUAUAUAUGUAUAUAUAUGUUUUAGCAGACAUUCCUUGAGAGCCCCUGGAUUGCUAAACUCCCCUCUGCCAGGGUGGGGUCCAACCUAUCUUGUCACCGCUGGCAGUGCCUGAUAAUUGCUCCCCCCCUCCCUCUCUCUCUGGGCUUACUAAUGCAUUCCUUCCUCCACAACCAUCAAAACUGGACCAACGAAAACCCUGGGACCAAAGCCUCCUUCCCCCGGGCAUGUUUCUGCUUUCAUGACCUCUUCUUUAAGUCCGUCCCUUGGCUAGGAGGUCAGAGAUCCUGCCCUGUGGCCCGAUGCUGCACUGACCAUUCCUUCUACAAGGAAGCCUCUCCUACAGCUGUGGCUGCAGGAACUUAAUUUAUAGGGAGGGGCCUGUGGCUGUCACUCCAGCCACAGCUGGGCUGUACUUACCACAUGUCUGGGCAGCUUUCCCUAGCAGAGGCCCUUUGGCCCCCUACUUUCCAUUCCUGUCACUGUGGCUGAGGGGUGGAGCAGAGGCAGAAGAGCUACCCACCAUGGUCUGGGCUUGAGGAACACGAGUUUGCUGAUCUUAAAUAAAAAAAUCUCAUUUUUUGAAUGGA
This is a messenger RNA of Grammomys surdaster, 1374 nucleotides long. RefSeq names its product transgelin 2 (gene Tagln2). Gene Ontology annotation, molecular function: protein binding. The transcript has 5 exons. Bases 149 to 748 code for a protein of 199 amino acids. NCBI's taxonomy places the organism in Eukaryota, Metazoa, Chordata, Mammalia, Rodentia, Muridae. The record is from RefSeq and is a predicted model, not a curated record.